AUGAAAGACAAUUCUGUUUUCUUGUUAUUAUUCUGCAUUAUCUUGCUGUUUCUAGGAGAAGGGAAUGGAAGUAACGAUGACACUAAACGGGGCGUUUAUAUCGUGUAUAUGGGAGCCGCGGCUUCAACAAAUGUUUCACUUCGUAGUGACCAUGCUUAUGUUCUGAAUUCAGUGCUAAGAAGGAAUGAGAAGGCUUUAGUACGCACCUACAGACAUGGUUUCUCGGGGUUCGCAGCGCGUUUAUCAGAAGAUGAGGCAAACUCAAUUGCUCAGAAACCUGGUGUUGUGUCUGUCUUCCCCGACCCCAUUCUGAAGCUCCACACAACACAUUCCUGGGAUUUCCUCAAGAACCAAUUUCCAGUCAAAAUUGACGACCCAAACACGGUCUCCAAUUCUUCUUCCUCAUCAGACAUCGUCAUUGGCGUCUUAGACACAGGUAUAUGGCCGGAGGCGGCAAGUUUUGCCGACGAGGGUAUGGGUCCUGUUCCUUCCCGUUGGAAAGGCACCUGCAUGAAAUCACACGACUUCAAUUCAUCUAACUGUAACAGGAAGUUAAUCGGAGCAAGGUAUUACCCAGACCCUGAUAAGGACGAAGAGUAUGACACACCAAGGGACAUAGAAGGGCAUGGGACCCACGUGGCGUCGACGGCGGCGGGAGUGGCCGUGAGUGGUGCGUCUUACUAUGGUGUUGCGGCGGGGACCGCCAAGGGUGGGUUACCGGAAUCAAGAUUGGCGAUUUACAAAGUGUGCUUUAAAUAUGAUUGCCCUGGCUCCGCAGUUCUUGCGGCGUUUGACGAUGCCAUUGCGGAUGGAGUGGACGUGUUAUCGGUCUCGCUGGGUCCCAUCUAUGUGUUUAGGUCCGAGUUGAAAUCCGACCCAAUUGCCAUCGGAGCCUUCCAUGCCGUGGAGCGUGGCAUCGUCGUGGUUUGCUCCGCCGGGAACGAUGGACCAAGUUCAAACACCGUUGUCAACGAUGCGCCUUGGAUUUUAACCGUCGGAGCCACCACCAUUGACCGGGAUUUUCAGUCCAACGUUGUCUUGGGUGGUAACAAAGUGAUCAAGGGCGAAGGCAUAAAUUUGUCCCCCCUCUCAAACUCUCCCAAGUAUCCAUUGAUAUAUAGUGAGUCGGCCAAGGCAAGUGGCGCCACCUUAGAUGAAGCAAGGCAAUGCUUCCCAGAUUCCUUAGAUGAACAUAAAGUGAAAGGGAAGAUUGUAAUUUGCGAUGGCAGAGAUCAUUCAUAUGAUACUGGUUUAAAAGUUAAAGCUGUGAAACAAGCAGGAGGAUUUGGUUUGGCUCAUAGUACUGAUCCAAAAGGAGCAGAAGCAUCAAUUUAUGGGGGCUACCCUGCAACAGAGAUAAGUUACAAAGAUGCUGCCACAAUGCUUCAGUAUGUCAAUUCAACCAGCAAUCCAGUGGCAACAAUUCUACCAACAGUUACAGUGAUUGAUUAUAAGCCUGCACCCAUGGUGGCAUCCUUUUCAUCAAGAGGACCUUCUACAUUUUCACCGAAUAUUAUCAAGCCUGAUAUUGCUGCGCCAGGGGUUAACAUUCUUGCAGCAUGGAUUGGUGGCAAUGGCACACAAGACGUUCCAAAAGGAAGAAAGCCUUCCCAUUUCAAUAUCCUCUCAGGGACUUCAAUGUCAUGCCCACACGUUGCAGGGAUUGCAGGCAGCAUCAAAUCUCAGAACCCCACUUGGAGUGCCUCUGCAAUCAGAUCAGCAAUCAUGACCUCAGCAACUCAAAGCAACAGCUUGAAUGCUCCUAUAACAACGGAUUCUGGGUCAGUAGUCACACCCUAUGACUAUGGAUCAGGGCAAGUAACAAUAUAUCGACCAUUGCAACCUGGGCUAGUUUAUGAAACCAGCACCAUGGACUACUUGAACUACUUGUGUUACGUUGGACUUAAUACAACCAUGGUCAAGAUUAUCUCCAGAACUGUCCCUAAAAGCUUCAAUUGCCCCAAGGAUUCGAGUUCUCGUUAUAUUUCCAACAUCAACUACCCUUCCAUAGCAAUCUCCAACUUCACUGGGAAAGGUGUCGUGAACGUGAGUAGAACUGUAACAAACGUUGCUAAAGAGGAAGAAACAGUGUAUUCCCCGGUUGUCGAUGCUCCCAGUGAGGUAAAUGUCAAGUUGAUUCCAAAUAAACUCCAAUUUACGAAAAGUAGCAAAAAACUAAGCUACCAAAUUAUUUUUUCCUUGACUUCGACCACGCUGAAGAAUGAUCUAUUUGGAUCCAUUACUUGGAGUAAUGGUAAAUACACUGUUCGAAGUCCUUUUGUAUUAGCUAAGUAG
This is a messenger RNA of Abrus precatorius (Indian licorice), 2295 nucleotides long. RefSeq names its product CO(2)-response secreted protease-like. The record is from RefSeq and is a predicted model, not a curated record. Gene Ontology annotation, molecular function: serine-type endopeptidase activity. Gene Ontology annotation, biological process: proteolysis. The coding region runs from base 1 to 2295 and encodes 764 amino acids. The transcript has 9 exons. Lineage: Eukaryota; Viridiplantae; Streptophyta; Magnoliopsida; Fabales; Fabaceae.